AUGGAAAUACCAAGCUUUCGCAGAGCCCGCAACGGGGACCAGGUGCUCAGGGCCACCCCCGAGGCCCAGAGCAUCCCCAAACCCCUGCCAGGAGCCCGGGUCCUGACGGCGGAGGAGGUGGAGGCCGAGGCGCGCGCCCACGUCGUCUCCCAGGGGGGAGACCCCGGUACGGCCCGGCUGGUGCUGAGCCAGCACCGGCUGCAGUUUGGGAAGUACUGGGGUCGUUCCUUCAAGUGGCUGUUGGAGAACGACGUGGGCUACACCCUCCCGCUCCUCAACUCCCAUCUGAGGGAGCGGGAGAGGACCAGCUCCCAGUCCGCCCUGAGUCCAACAAGGAGAAGACCGGGCGUGGGCGGCCAGGCUGGGGUCUGCCACGGCCACGUCAUCGGCCGUGGCCAGCACCAGCAGCGACCCCACCUACUCUGCCGUCCGGCCCCCGUGCCAGCCCAGGAAAAAGGGGCUCCUGGGCUCGGUCGUCUCUCAGUACCUGAGGCAGCCGACCACUCUGAGUCCCCAGGCGCUGCAGGCCAACAUGCUCAGGGUCAUCAAGCCUGCAGCAGCACCAGGUCUGGAGGGUCAUGCAGAGUGCCACAGAGGAUGCUGAGAGCAACACAGAGCCCUUGCUGGACUACCCCUCUCUUUAGCUGGACAGCUUCUCUUCAGCCCUGACCCCAUGUGUAACAAGACGGCUUCAUGCAGAGGCCUGCUCAACAAGAGUGCCACAGAGCAUGCUGAGAGCAACAGCAGAGGAUGCCCCGGGCAUUCCAGCACUGCCUCUCGAAUGGGCGCGUAGUCCUGAGGUACGUCUGCCUUUGUGCUCGUUGGCCACGUUUGUGACCCAGGCGGCCGUGUUGGCAGCGGUACCGGCGACAGGACAUCGAAGGUGUACACUGUCAGCAACCAUUCGGGUGUGGGCCAGAUACCAGGGCCAAGGGCCCAAGGCCAGAAAGUGCUCACACCCUGGCUGAGCUGGUUAAGGGAGUGCUGCUGCAGGCGGCCACUGUAGGAGAGCAGAGGUUGCUCCCGUCCCUCUGCUGCUGCGGUGCGGUUCUCGUUCCACCUCACCAGUCCAUCCAGGAGGAAUGCCUGAAAGUGCAGGGCGUUUGCCCUCGUGCCUAAAGGAGGAAGAGAAAAAAAGACGAUC
Molecule: messenger RNA, 1144 nt
Organism: Osmerus eperlanus (European smelt)
Lineage: Eukaryota; Metazoa; Chordata; Actinopteri; Osmeriformes; Osmeridae
Exons: 3
Coding region: 1-669 (222 amino acids)
Source: RefSeq, a predicted model, not a curated record